Lotus japonicus is the source of this 1924-nucleotide messenger RNA. RefSeq names its product DNA polymerase lambda. Gene Ontology annotation, biological process: double-strand break repair via nonhomologous end joining. The transcript is spliced from 14 exons. The coding region runs from base 107 to 1720 and encodes 537 amino acids. The record is from RefSeq and is a predicted model, not a curated record. NCBI's taxonomy places the organism in Eukaryota, Viridiplantae, Streptophyta, Magnoliopsida, Fabales, Fabaceae. Gene Ontology annotation, cellular component: nucleus. Gene Ontology annotation, molecular function: DNA-directed DNA polymerase activity; DNA binding.
CGGCGACACACAUCGAUUGCACCCAAUCAGAAGACACACCAUGACUAUGCCUAUGUCGUCUCGUAGAAGCAGAAGCAGCACCAGUUAACAAACCGCAGUCAACAAAAUGGCGCCAAAGCCGAAACCAACGAAGAAACAACAAUCUGACCCUCAUGGAAUGUUUGCUGGAAUGGCUGUCUUCUUUGUCCCUAAAGGAGUUCAACCUCGUCGAUUGCAGAUUUGGAAGCAGAGGUUGGUGCAAAUGGGUGCUGUCAUAGAGGACCGAUUUUCCAAACGGGUCACUCAUCUUUUCGCUAUGGACUCGCAUGCCCUUCUACAUGAACUGGAUAGCCACCGUUUGUCACGUUUUAAAGGGAGAGUUCUCCUUUAUCAAUGGCUGGAAGACAGCUUGAAAUCGGGGGAGAAACUACCUGAGGAUAUGUAUGUACUGAAGUUGGAUACUCAAGAUCAAGUUAUACCUGAUAAGUCUGUGGACCCUGAGCCAACUGAUAGAAGCAUUUCUAGCGAUCCUCAGCGAUUACAGAGUAAGAAGAUGAAAUCAUCUUCUGAGGAUACACAAAUUUUAAAUCUUGACAGUAAUGAAGAUAGAGGAGAAAAUGCACCGGUUCCAUCAACAAGCACUGCGAGCAGUCCUGGUGAAGUUGACAGUUUAAGUUAUGCAAACACAAGACUACAACACCUUGAUGCUGAAAAUGAGGCAUCAUCGUUGCCAUACUGUCCACCUGAUCUAAACAAGAAGAUAACAGAGAUAUUUGGGAAACUUAUCAACAUAUAUAGAGCAUUGGGUGAUGACCGGAGGUCCUUUAGCUAUCACAAGGCUAUUGCAGUCAUUGAGAAGUUGCCAUUUAAAAUUGAAAGCACUGACCAGUUAAAAAACCUGCCGUCAAUUGGAAAAUCAAUGAAAGAUCAUAUUCAGGAGAUAAUAACCACUGGGAAGUUAUCCAAAUUGGAGCACUUUGAAACUGAUGAAAAGGUGAGAACAAUAUCCUUAUUUGGCGAAGUAUGGGGUGUAGGUCCAGCCACAUCACUGAAGUUGUAUGAGAAAGGUCACCGUACAUUAGAUGAUCUCAGGAAUGAUGAUUCACUUACAAAUGCACAAAAGUUAGGGUUGAAAUACUUUGAUGAUAUCAGGCAACGGAUUCCACGCCAUGAGGUUCAAGAGAUGGAACGCAUUUUGCAGAAAGUUGGGGAGGAUGUUUUGCCCGGGGUUCUAAUCGUUUGUGGGGGAUCAUAUAGACGUGGGAAAACUACCUGUGGGGAUAUUGAUAUCAUUAUAACGCAUCCUGAUGGAAAAAGUCACAAAGGAUUUUUGCCGAAGUUUGUAAAGCAUUUAAAGGAUAUGAAUUUCCUGAGGGAGGAUUUAAUUUUCAGUAAUCACAGUGAAGAGGGCACUGAUUCUGGUGUUGACACUUACUUUGGUUUUUGCACUUAUCCUGGAAGGGAGUUGCGGCACCGUAUUGAUUUAAAGGUUUACCCAAGAGACAUAUAUGCUUUUGGACUUGUAGCUUGGACUGGAAAUGAUGUAUUAAAUAGGAGGUUGAGACUGGAAGCAGAUUCUAAAGGAUUCCGGCUUGAUGAUACAGGAUUAUUUCCAGCUACUAUGGGUUCUGGCGGCAAGCGGGGUGCAAAAGGUAGUGCAAGUUUGAAAUUUGAUACGGAAAAGGAGGUUUUUGAUUUCCUGGGCUUUCCUUGGCUUGAACCACAUGAAAGAAAUCUCUAAAUAUGGGAAUGGUUUGUGUUAGCCUGACAAGUACAAGUACAACACAUAUCAGUGCUGAACCUUGGAAAAAACGAUAUCAGUUCUGGAUGGAGACCCUUUUAAAUUACUUAAAUGUCAAUCUCUAACCUUACAAACACCACCAAGGUUAUGUUGGAGAUUAUUUAUUUCUACUUUCAAUAGGAGAUGAGAUAAUUUUCUUAAUAA